UUUCUGAUGCUAAAAAUAACACCUCCUCUUGUUCAGCACCUAAAGUCGAAGGAUAGCUCUGGCCUUUCAAUGGAAGAAAUUGCUAGAUUUGUUAGUGUUGUAUAAUAAUAUAGCCUAUCCUCAGGUUCCAUAUUUUUUUGAACGAUCGCAGUUGUGUUUAUUUAUUGAGAAAGACAGAAGUGGCGUCAAACAUGCGUAAAAAUCAACGCUGUCCAAGCACGGAACCACCGAGAAAGGAAUUAUCGCCGCUCAACUGAGGCCAAUCUUGAUUAUUUAUUUUUUUUUAAAUUAAGGAAACACAACAUAGCUAGCUAACGUUAGCUCUGUUGGUAGCCAAGUUAACGAUAUAUCCUCACGUUAAAGCAGAGUGGUUUGUUCAAGAUUGGAUCUACGUCGGUUCAGCAGCUGGAAAACCUAUAAGGAACAAUGGGCGCAUUCCUGGACAAGCCGAAAACAGAGAAACAUAGUGCCCACGGAGAGGGCAACGGGCUGCACUAUGGCCUGAGCUCCAUGCAGGGCUGGCGGGUGGAGAUGGAGGACGCCCACACAGCCGUGGUUGGCCUUCCUCACGGACUCACCGACUGGUCCUUCUUUGCCGUCUACGACGGUCACGCGGGCUCUCGGGUGGCCAACUACUGUUCUGCACACCUGCUGGAGCACAUCCUGUCAGGUGGGGCCGAGUUUGGUCCGGGGCCAAGCUCGGUGGAGGGCGUGAAGGACGGCAUCCGCUCUGGGUUCCUGAACAUUGACGAGUACAUGCGCAACUUUUCUGAUCUGCGGCAAGGGCUGGACCGCAGCGGAUCCACAGCUGUUUGUGUCUUGCUCAGCCCCACGCACCUCUACUUCAUUAACUGCGGCGACUCGCGGGCCGUGCUAAGUCGAGAUGGCAAGGUGGGCUUCUCUACUCAGGAUCACAAGCCCUGCAACCCCCGUGAGAAGGAGCGCAUACAGAAUGCCGGUGGCUCAGUGAUGAUCCAAAGGGUAAAUGGCUCUCUGGCUGUGUCCCGGGCUCUGGGGGACUAUGACUACAAAUGUGUGGACGGUAAGGGCCCCACAGAGCAGCUGGUGAGCCCUGAACCGGAGGUUUGUGUGCUAGAGCGGGCAACCGAAGGAGACGAGUUUGUGGUGCUGGCAUGCGACGGCAUCUGGGAUGUGAUGUCCAAUGAGGAGCUGUGCGAGUUUGUGCGCUCACGAUUGUUGGUCUGUGACGACCUGGAGAAGGUCUGUAACUCAGUGGUGGACACCUGCCUUCAUAAGGGGAGCAGAGAUAAUAUGAGCGUGGUGUUGGUAUGUUUUCCUGGGGCUCCCAAAAUCUCAGAGGAAGCUGUAAAGAAGGAAGAGGAAUUGGAUAAAUUUCUAGAAACCCGUGUUGAAGAGCUUCUGGGAAACUGUGGGGAGACAGGAGCCCCUGACCUGGUGUCUGUCCUAAGGAGCAUCGCCUCAGAGAACAUCCCCAACCUUCCACCUGGUGGAGGCCUGGCCAGCAAACGGAGUGUGAUUGAAGCAGUGUACAACAGGCUGAAUCCUCACAGAGAAGAAGAAGCGGCCCCUUCGGGGGGAGAGGAGGAGAGUGAGGAGGGAGGUGGCAGCAUGUCAGCUCACCUGCUGGAAGCGCUGCGACAGUUCCGCCUGCACCAUCGGGGGCAGUACCGCGCGGUGCUGGAAGAGUCCCUGGCUACCUACCACCUGCAGGGGGAGAGCUCUGUGAGGGAAGAAGGAGAGAGCGAUGACGAUGCUGAUGACCAGGAGCGGCCUGCCUCCCCUCCCUCCCCCCUUUCACCCCCUCCCUCCCCUGUCACAGGAGAGCCAGAGAGCAGUGAAGAUGGCUCCGCCCCCUAAGUCAGAUGUCUGCUCUGAAUAAACACCCACCCACCGUUCACUCAUGCCAUUCCAGUUCUAUCAGAUGUGCUGUGAUUUUCUUCUUGUUUCCCUCAUUAACAGAACUUGAAUGGACACUCUGGCCAUCACUCAUUUAUGAAAAUUUAGACAAAUGGCCUUUGUUUUUUCAAAUUCUGUCCCUGAAGCGUUAUACCCUCCACUUAUAGCGAGAAUUUGUUUAUGUCCACUUUGGUUUAGAUUUCCAAACAAGUUAGCCACUUCUGCCGUUUUAUGCUUUAAGCCUUAGUCACAACUGCCCUUACGGGUCGAAGCCGUCUGUCUGCGGGUAAAAAAUGGGCAAACCUUUAUGAGGUAUGCAGGUGGAAAGCACAAAAUCUCAGAUGAUUCCGCAGAGCCAAAAUGUUCAUUUCAUCUACGGGCAUGCUGCGGGGGACGCACUUAUACAUCAUGUAAGCGUGAAGUAGGUGAGAAGCAAGCACGUUAUUUUUUUUUUCAGUUCCCCAAACCUUGCACACUGCUUAAGAGGACUGAAAAUGCUGUUCAAGUGAUAAGUGUGCACUCCUUGUGCACACUCUUAAGGUCAAAUCCGAAUUCUUCCCCUACCCCUACAGCUUCUCCCUACCCCUACAUUUAGCCCUCCAAACAGGGAGUUAUGGAAAAUAGUGUCUUCACAUUGGGCUGUUACUCCCUCUCAUGAUGCCAUCAAUAGUCGCCAGUCAGCUACGUUAGCACGGAGAUGCUAGCUCUCAGAAAUACAUAACAGCAGUUUUAUAACUUUAAAAAGGUCAUGCUAAAACAAAACAUCAUUACUUACAUUUAAAUGUAUACUUCUGUGCAUUGGAGCAAACUCGCAUGAAGAAAAGUGCUUCUCCUCCACGGCACAGCACAACGCAGAACACCCUCGCCCUCCAUCAUGAAGGUUAGCCCUUAAAAAACUAUUUGGGACAACCCUACCCCUCCAGUUGCCCCUACAUUCAGAGGGGUAGAAGCUAUUGGUGUAGGAGAAGAAUUUGGAUUCGGCCAAACUCAACCUGGCUGUUAGGAAUGAGGAAAAUGGACAAUUGGAAUAAACUGUAGUAUAGGUGUUCUAUGGGCACAUGUGUAUCACCUUCAUGUGGUUAGUAAGGAGCCAGGACGAACACCUUACAAACGACUAAAGCGCAACAAAAGGUUGCCGUAUGAUAGCAUCACCCCACGUCAUAAGUGUCUAACUUACAUUAUCCUUACAAAUACUUCACGAUACAUUUGCCACAUCCACAAUGAUGUGCUCCAUUCUCAUGACGUCCCAUAAGGUGGUUGUACCAUCCUCUAUGGAACUUCAGGACACACCUGCAAUUCCUUUAAGAUGUGGCCCCUCCUGUCUACGCCCCUCCACCCAAAACCUGUAUGGACUCAUGUGACUAAGGUCUUAAAUAUAACUCGCCAACGUGAACAUCCUGUUCUAAUACCAACAUUUUCCAGUAAACCCUCGUGGAUCACCCUUCACCCUGCACCUUCUCCUCUUCCUCCCUCACCCAAGCUUCACCCCAAAGCUGGCAGAGAACAGGAGUGGAGACACUGAACGUACUGCGUUGUCUCCAAGCCUCCUCCAUCUAAAGACUUUAGAAUGCUCCUCUUUGUGUAUGCGUGUGUCUGACCACGAGAACAAUCAACACUCCUCUUUUUUGUGUGUUUCUGUUGUGGUUGGUUGUUGUAUUCUGACGUUAACCCAUUUUUUUUGGUACUAAACCCUGUGAAUGGUUCCCCAACCAUCAGGACCCAUAAAGUUGCAGAACAGAUUCCUGGUUUUCUUUCAUUGAUGUUCUAGAAGUUUGUCAGUUAAGAUGUUCUUCACACAAACGAGGACAAACAUUCUAAUCCAAUCACAAAUGAGCACUUUUGAUUUUUUUGGGAUGUGAAAAAAGGAAGCGAAUAUCAGCAGAAUUUAAUCAUCUGCCUUCAUCUCGGAGCACGGUGGAGCUUCGGCCCAGGUGUUCUGAAGAAUUACGUUAAACUAUAGAGCACUUUUGCUUUGGUCUAAUAUAUUCAGUAGACUUUAGAAGGAUUUCAUGCCAAUAUGCAAGAUAGAGAUUUUUGUUGUGUAAUAUUCUUCACUUUUAUUGUUCUUUUCAUUUAUUUGAAAGUCAGCUGUGGAAAUGCCUUCAUCAGUAACACAACAUCCAUGUAUGAAUGUAACAGAGACUAGUCGCUAGUUUUACAGUCUUCUGACUGCUGUGACGUUCAAUAUUUUUUUGUUUAUAAACAAAAGUUUUAUUCAUCAACACUGAACUCCCAAUGUAAAGCACUUAGAACUCCACGGUGAGGUUUUACUAAGCACUGUACGUUUGCAUAUAUAUGACUUUAUUUGUCCUGCAAACAACAAAUAAAUAAAUAUUGAGGUA
Oryzias melastigma (Indian medaka) is the source of this 4220-nucleotide messenger RNA. It is a transcript of the gene ppm1bb, whose product is annotated as protein phosphatase, Mg2+/Mn2+ dependent, 1Bb. Gene Ontology annotation, cellular component: cytosol; nucleus. Gene Ontology annotation, molecular function: manganese ion binding; magnesium ion binding; protein serine/threonine phosphatase activity. Gene Ontology annotation, biological process: positive regulation of canonical NF-kappaB signal transduction; negative regulation of canonical NF-kappaB signal transduction; protein dephosphorylation. NCBI's taxonomy places the organism in Eukaryota, Metazoa, Chordata, Actinopteri, Beloniformes, Adrianichthyidae. The record is from RefSeq and is a predicted model, not a curated record. Bases 427 to 1839 code for a protein of 470 amino acids. The transcript is spliced from 6 exons.